GUAACGUAGUUUUCGUUCUCUUUCUUGUGUGAGAAGGAAUUUGCGUCUAGUUUCUCUGUUUACGCUUCAAUCACAUUUCAGACAUUACGAACUUCAAAUAUCAACAAAAAAAAACCUUCAAGUAUUCGGAAUUUCGGAGAAAGAUAGAAUCACAACCUUUCAAGAAUAAGUUAAUUUAAUACUUGAAAGUUAUUGCUUUCACAAGACAUACAAAGUAGUUCUUGUCAAUAAAUAAGAUAUCGCGAUAACAAUAAAAUAUUUGAAAGAACGACGAUAAGGCGGAAUAUGUCUUUCACAGAACAUGCGACGAGUAACAAAAAAGUUAUUAAUCCUUUUUGGGGGGCUAAUAUUGAUUGGUUUUUAUUGUGAAUUUCUAAUAUAUUAUGUAGUAAUUAUACAGUGCGGUUGGCCUAGUAUAGAGACAAAACAUAGUGGAAAUGAAGUUAUAAAAGCUUUCAUUCUAGCUGAUACUCAUUUACUCGGACCUUAUAGGGGUCAUUGGUUAGAUAAAUGGAGAAGGGAAUGGCAGAUGCACCAGGCGUUUCAAGCAGUCAUAACAUUACACAAACCUGAUGUUGUUUUUAUUUUAGGAGACCUUUUCGAUGAAGGAGAAUGGACUGAUAAUAAGCAAUUUAAGAAUUAUGUCUCUAGAUUCUAUGAACUAUUUUCAUUGCCAAGCAGUAUUAAGAUGUAUGUUGUUGUUGGAAAUCAUGAUAUUGGAUUUCAUCAUCGAAUACGAAGGGGAUUUGCUCAAAGAUUUUCAAAACUUUUAAAGGCGCCAUCUGUUCAACAUAUAGAAAUAAAAAACAAUCACUUUGUAUUAUUAAAUUCAAUGGCUCUGGAGGGUGAUUCUUGUAAUUUGUGCACUGAAGCCAGAAAACAAAUAGAAAAUGUUUCAGAUAAAUUAUUAAAAUGCUCAAAAAAUUCUACACACUGUUUUAAUUCAGAAGGCUCAUUUAAUUACAGUCAACCUAUUUUGAUGCAGCACUUUCCUCUUUACAGGGUUUCUGAUGCUGUUUGCACAGAACCUGAUGCUCCACCACUACCAGAACGGAACAAAUUGUUUCGAUUAAAAAUUGACGCAUUAUCGCUACAAGCAACAAAAUACCUGAUCAAUAAAAUAAGGCCUAGAGUAGCAUUCGGUGGGCACACCCAUCAUGGUUGUCUUAUUGAACAUUACUAUGAGGAAAUAGCUGGUACACGUUUUUUGGAAUAUUCAGUACCAUCAUUUUCAUGGAGAAAUAGACCUGAUCCAAAAUAUAUAUUGGCGAGCAUAGCACCUGAUUCAUAUGAAGUCAAGAAAUGCGGACUCCCUCGAGAAACAACGAUUGCUCUCACUGCUGUAAUCAUGAUUUGUAUUUUAAUUUGUUUUGUACUAAGAACGAGAUUAAUCGGAAGGGCAUUAAUUAGAAUGAAUUAAACUGUUUUUAACCUCAAGGAUUAUAUUUCACAAUAAAUAUGUUUUGACAAGAUCGAGCACUUAGUACACUGUACAUUCAAAAUGGAACAAUAACGAACCUGCGUUUAAAAGUUUGUGACAUGAAAUAAA
This is a messenger RNA of Nymphalis io (European peacock), 1549 nucleotides long. RefSeq names its product metallophosphoesterase 1 (gene PGAP5). Lineage: Eukaryota; Metazoa; Arthropoda; Insecta; Lepidoptera; Nymphalidae. The record is from RefSeq and is a predicted model, not a curated record. The coding region runs from base 302 to 1420 and encodes 372 amino acids. Gene Ontology annotation, biological process: GPI anchor biosynthetic process. Gene Ontology annotation, molecular function: hydrolase activity. The transcript is spliced from 7 exons.